Colletotrichum paranaense is the source of this 1572-nucleotide messenger RNA. RefSeq lists its product as uncharacterized. The record is from RefSeq and is a predicted model, not a curated record. Bases 1 to 1572 code for a protein of 523 amino acids. Lineage: Eukaryota; Fungi; Ascomycota; Sordariomycetes; Glomerellales; Glomerellaceae. Gene Ontology annotation, molecular function: oxidoreductase activity, acting on NAD(P)H. The transcript has 6 exons.
AUGAGAGAAGCUGUCAUUACUCCCGACAUCCAGGUCGAAAUUCGCGAUGUACCAACUCCCGUGCCCAAAGCCGGAGAAGUCCUUGUCCGAGUGGUUGUGUCUGGCACAAAUUCUAAAGACUUGAAAACGGCGACUAUCCCAAUGGCUUGCCUGGUGGCAAGCUUUGGCUUGUAUGAUGUUCUUCAACUUCCAUCACGAUGGCUUUCUCCAGGAAGUCUAAGCAAUCCUAUCGUUAUCCAUGGCGUGGGGACUGCUAUCGGGACUUUUGCCAUAAAACUUGCCAAAGCUUCCAAUAUCCGACCGAUCAUUGUGACUGCAGGCAAUUCAGCUGAAGACAUUCGCGGGCUUCUUGACUUCGGUCAAUGUGAUGCCAUAAUUGACUAUCGCCAGUCAACCAAGAGGGUGGUCGCAGACAUCCAGUCGGCCAUUUUCAAGGCUGGAAGCGGACCUGCCUGGUAUGGACUUGAUGCUGCCACCAGCGAAGACGGUGCUCCCGAAUAUACAGGAAUACUCAUCGAAGCACUGGGCACUCAGUGGGGAUUGAGCGGUAAUCGACCUCGUGUUGCCACUGUCCAAGGUGGUGCCAGAGUUUGUGGCCUUGUAGAUGGGGAUUACAUCAACGUCAUGCUGGUUCAUACUGGCUCAUACUGGCACCCCAAGGACUGCAACGUGUCAAGUCCUAUUCUGUUCGGCACAGCCCAGAUUCGACUUAUCAGGAAACCAAGUUCGUUCAUGUUACAGAACGAAAGCUUCAAUUCCCAUGAGACGGUCAAGUGCGUAUUGUUGCCUCUUCGAGAAGAAGCUAGGCAGCUCAUUGACAAGUACCUCGACGACAUCUCCUUUAUUCACCAAGUCACUCAUGCAAAUAGCGUAGAACGUCGAGCGGAUGAGGUUUACAGCGCCAUUGACUUAGGCCGGUGUACCUCAAUUGAAACGAUCGCGCUGCUGCUGGCUAUCUUUGCGAAUUCUACCAGCCAGUGGGGCACUCACGGUGUGUCGAGAAAUGUCUUCAGCAUCGUGUCUAACGCUUAUUCGCAAGCUCUGUCGUGGCAGACAGCUGGGCUUGAUGUUUUAAACCAUCUUCAAAGAGACUCACAUGUGUCUCUCGAGGCUACACAGGCAAUGGUCCUUCUUUGCUAUUCCAUCGUUAAUCUCGAAGGCGUCACGAUAAAAUUCAGAAACAUCUUUUCAAGAGCUGUUGCUAUGGCGCGUGAGCUUGGGCUACAAUGUAUCGACCUGCCGAAGCGGCUUCUAAGCCUGUGGUAUCUCUGUUAUACUGAUUGGAUAGUUGCAGGACUGUCCGGCACGCUCGGAAACGUUUGUUUAAUCAACCCUUCGCAGAUGGCCGUCAACAAGCCUAAGAACAUUGAUGACGAUGAUCUUAUGGAAGGCAAGGAGAUCAUUACAAGACCGAUGGACCAGCCAACUUGUAUGUCUUUUGCAUUCCAGCGCAUCCGCCUUGCCGAGGUUUUCCGGGCAUCGCUUGAACAAACGCAGUGUGCAGGGUUAAGUCCAGAGGCCAUCGGUUAUCAGCAGGUACAAGAGCUCGACACCCAGCUUAUUCGCUUUUAG